AUGUCAAGCAAGGAACAGAAAGCCAUGAAGAAAAGUGCCAAGCGCCGGAGAGUAGAUAAGACCCUCCCAUCAGAUGACUCCAAGAACCCAGCGGACAAUCCAGCAGUUGGUACCAGUGAGAUGGGCAGCCAUUCCUCAGGAUCAGAAGUGCAAGAGGCCAGGGAGCCUGUUCAGAAGAGGAUGCAGGAUUUCGAAGGUGAUGUUACCAGGUUUCUUGUGGAAAAGAGGAAGCAGUUUGAAAAGGAUGUAAAUGCCUCUUUCAGAAGCCUGAAUGAAAACCUCCAGGGUAUCUUGAAAGCUCAGCAGAAGUCAAGGCAGGAGCUCAAGUCCUUGUACUGUGAAAGGUUUGAGUCCCUGCACCAGAAGUGGUUGGAUGAAGUGGACAGCACAAGGGACCAAGAAGAACACCUCAGUUUUAUAACUUGGCAGCAAAUGAAGAUUUUACAGAUGGCUAUAAUGGAUCAUGGAACCAAGCUUGAAAAUGCUAAAGAUAUGUGUGACACAUUUUUGAAGAAAGCCAACGACUUGAGUAAACAUCGCAAAACCUUUAUUGGUGGUCAGCAAACUAGUGUGGAGAAGGAAAUCUCCAAGGUGCAGGACAGAGUUAUCAUGGAAACUCAAGAGCAAGAUGUAUCCGUUGCUGAAACAUACCUUCAGUCCCUGAUCCUUGACCGCUCUGAAGAAACCAUCUGA
Messenger RNA from Arvicanthis niloticus (Nile rat), 693 nucleotides. RefSeq names its product X-linked lymphocyte-regulated protein 5C-like. Gene Ontology annotation, cellular component: synaptonemal complex. Lineage: Eukaryota; Metazoa; Chordata; Mammalia; Rodentia; Muridae. Gene Ontology annotation, biological process: meiotic cell cycle; spermatid development. The record is from RefSeq and is a predicted model, not a curated record.